AUGACAGAUGCUUAUAAUGAAGUAAUUUUACCAUUUCUAUAUCGAAUGUCAAAUUUAGAAGAACUUGAUUUAAGUCUUUCUCUUUCAAUAGAAGAAAAAUUUCUUGAUGGAAAUGAUAUAAAGAAAAAUCUUCUCAAUCAAAUGAUGCAAUUAAACAAAUUUACAUUUAAUAUUUACUCAAUUCUUUAUUGUCAUAAUCAAAUUAAUUUACAAUCAAAUGAAGAUAUACAAAAUACAUUUAAUGAUUAUAAAUAUAAUACAAUUAUUUGUUCUAUUGAUUAUUUUAAAAAACGUUCUAGUCAAUGUCGAAUUUAUAAUUAUAUAACAAAUAAUUUUUCAGAUGAAUUAUUCAAAUGUGUUCGUCAAAUAUCAUUAUUCGAUGAAAAACCAUUUGAACAUGAAUUUUUCCUUCGAAUGGAGAAAUCAUUUCCAUUUUUAGAGAAUAUUUCAAUACAUAAUUUUCAACCACAAAAUAAUAAAUCAUGUACAGAAUCAAAUAAGGAUAAUCAAUAUUUAUCAAUUGUGAAAUAUACGUAUCUUACUAAUCUUUCACUUAUUAAAGUUCAUGAUGAUUAUAUUGAACAAUUUUUAGUUUAUACAAAAGUAUCUUUACCAAAUAAUGUUCAUCUUAAUAUUAGUUAUGAAUCAUUGAAAAGAGUAACAAACAAUUUUACUAGAAAUGCAACACAAAUCAAUUUUGAUCAAUCAGGACCAAAAGCUUCAUCAAGAGUUAUUGUCGUUAAAAAUUCAUUUGGUUUGUCAUAUGAUUUUUCAAGAAAAAACCCUGUUGCACCUAAUGAUUUAGCUGCAAAUGCAAUUAAUAAUGAAUGGAUUAAGUUAAAUUAA
Messenger RNA from Rotaria sordida, 846 nucleotides. The record is from the annotation of a GenBank genome assembly. NCBI's taxonomy places the organism in Eukaryota, Metazoa, Rotifera, Eurotatoria, Philodinida, Philodinidae.